AUGGCCUUGAGAUUUGUUCAAUUGCUGAUCAUAUUUGUACUGGCCCUGGCCACCUCCCAAAGGAUCCUUGCAAGUGAUCCAGACAUCCUUUUUGACUACAUAGUCCCGCCAAAUAACAAAGUUGAUGCUAAUUUCUUUACUUACACCGGAUUCCGAGACAUAUUCGAUGAUGUUCCUGGAAGCUUAAACGUAACUAAAGCUACCUUGGCUGAGUUCCCUGCUCUUAACGGACAGAGUGUGUCUUACGCCAUACUUAAGUAUCCUGCAAACGGGGGAGUAAACCCACCUCACACCCACCCUCGCGCUGCUGAGCUUCUGUUCCUUGUUGGUGGUUCCUUGGAAGUAGGGUUCGUGGACACGAAAAACGUUCUAUAUACUCAGAAGCUUAAAGUUGGAGACCUAUUUGUGUUUCCUAAGGGAUUAGUCCAUUACCAGUAUAACUCAGAUGCUAAUUUACCAGCCUACGCCGUUUCAGCAUUUGGAAGUGCAAAUGCUGGAACGGUUUCAGUGCCUGUGUCUGUGUUUGGCACUGGAAUUGAUAAUGCCAUCCUAGCAAAAUCAUUCAAGACCGAUGUUGGUACCGUUAAGAAGCUCAAGGCUGGCCUCACCACUCAUAAAUGA
Messenger RNA from Prunus persica (peach), 621 nucleotides. RefSeq names its product putative germin-like protein 9-2. The record is from RefSeq and is a predicted model, not a curated record. The transcript has a single exon. Gene Ontology annotation, cellular component: cell wall. Gene Ontology annotation, molecular function: manganese ion binding. Bases 1 to 621 code for a protein of 206 amino acids. Lineage: Eukaryota; Viridiplantae; Streptophyta; Magnoliopsida; Rosales; Rosaceae.